GCACAUUACAUACAGCAGGGUGGGAACAAAGCAUUGCAUACAGUAUUUUCUGAAUUGAUUUUGUCGACACAUUCUAAGCACGCCUUCUAAAACGAGUAACAGCAAGUGCUCUAAGGUUAACCAGACAGUACAGAAAAACCGAAAGCCAGAGAAUGUCUCAGCAUCACCACGCCCACAACUACGAAUGCUACUCGCACACGUCGGGCGCCAAGGAGGACACCCAUAUGGCGUCGGGCGAGAAGGAGGUCCACACCACCAGCUACACCCACGCGGAAGCCAAGGCGCCCGUUCUGAAUGUCCCUGAUCCGCUAACCGUCACUGGCAUCGCCGGUCUGGGACAGACACUGGUGGGUGAGGGUUUCGCCGCCUCGGCGGUACGGGCGUCCGGUGAAUCGGAAAGGGUCACCGUCCUGCCUAACGAGCACCUGACGGAGGAGGCCCGCCGCGACCAGGAGAAGUACCAGAAGGAGAAGGAGGCCAUUGCGGAGCGCCAGAAGCACGCGUUGGAGGCCAAGACGGAGGCCUACCGGAAGGAGGCCGAGCAGCAGGCCGAGAAGAUCCGCAAGGAGAUGGAGAAGCAGCACGAGCGGGAUGUCGGCUUCCGUCAGGAGCUGGUCAGUGAGACCAUCGCGGCGCAGAAGAAGCAGGUCGAUCUGGAGGCGCAGAUGGCCAAGAAGCAGUUGGAGCGCGAGGGGCAGGCGGCGCGCGAGGCUCUGGAGAAGAGCAAGAUGACCAGCAAUGUGGAAGUCAACUUCGACACUGCGAUCGGCCACGCCGUCUCUGGCAGCACCACGGUGGAGUCGGAAGUGAACAAACUAAACUGAAUAAAUAAUGUUUACUGAUACAGUGCUUACGUACUGUAAAUACUAAUAACAAUAAUUAUUCUAAUAUAUUCCUCUAUCAUGUGCUAUGUGCAUUUUUAUGGUAACUAUGUGAAUGUGUGUAUGUCUUUACAAUCAGGUACACCGCACAGUUGAUCCAAGUGCUUCUCUAUCGUGAACUACUCUAGCGUAUGGCGAUCAAAUCUUGCCGGUCAAUGCUAAUUAUACAGACAAAAAUCAUUUAUUGCAG
Molecule: messenger RNA, 1071 nt
Organism: Paramacrobiotus metropolitanus
Lineage: Eukaryota; Metazoa; Tardigrada; Eutardigrada; Parachela; Macrobiotidae
Product: cytosolic-abundant heat soluble protein 94205-like
Exons: 3
Coding region: 153-824 (223 amino acids)
Source: RefSeq, a predicted model, not a curated record